AUGACGCCGCAGGCGGGGUGGCGCGUCGAGUACGAAGUGGGGCUCGACAGCCAGCAACAACUGGUGACGCUGCACUACAACGCCGUUGUGCGGUGCGGCACCGAGGAGUUCGACGACGUGGCGCUCACGUUCUCCUCCGCCAUGCCACAGGCUAAGGCCGUUGUGCCGAAACUUGAGCCUUGGCGCAUUGAGGCAACGCAGUCGGUUGAGGUGGGCGACGAAGCGGGCGACUCUGCGAACCACAUGUCUCGUAAUUGCGAGAUCACAACGGGGAAUGUGCCACAUGUGAAGUCUGCGGCAGUGGAGGCAAUGGGCGUGACGAACUUCACGAUGCCGUCGCGGUACUCGUUUCGCCCCGACGGGAAGGAGCUGCGGGUGCCGCUCGCAGUGCUGCAGUGGAAGGCAGAUGUUACCUACACGACGGUCCCAUCGCUAGCGGAGUCCGCCUUCGCCACAGCAACGUGCACGAACGAAAGCGAGUACCUGCUGCUGCCGGGCACCGCAGCUGUCAUGUUGGACAGUGACUUUGUUGCCAACGCGAAACUGGAUUACACCGCGCCUGGUGAGAAGUUGCACGUGCACUUCGGCAUCGAUGGCACCGUUGAGGUGCAGCGGAAGCUGCUGCAGCGCCACACCACAACCGAGGAGGUCUCACUGUUCAACCGGGAGCCAAAGCAGCGCAUCUUGUACUCAUAUGCCACAACUGUCACAAACAAAAAGCAGCAUGAAGCCGUCACAGUGACUAUGCAGGAGCGCAUUCCGAAGUCAGAUGAGCAGGAACUCCUCGUGCGCCUCCUUGAGCCCAAGGAAUUUGCGGUUGAAGAUACGGAACGGCGACGCAAGCUGGAAGUGGACGGCACGGUGGAGUUGCUGGUGCACCUGAAGCCCGGCGAGUCGGUGACGCUGCCCUUCUCCUUCGAGGUGGAGGCGCCAACGGGGGCACAAAUUUUCGGCCUCUGA
Molecule: messenger RNA, 960 nt
Organism: Trypanosoma grayi
Lineage: Eukaryota; Euglenozoa; Kinetoplastea; Trypanosomatida; Trypanosomatidae
Exons: 1
Coding region: 1-960 (319 amino acids)
Source: RefSeq, a predicted model, not a curated record